AUGGUCAAACAUGGCAUUAUCGGACUGUUAUCUCGUAACGUUCUGCAAUAUUAUAUACACACGCAUCUGCUGCACUCUCCGACCGGCGGUGCACUCUCCGACUUGCAUCAGAGCUGGCACCACAGCAUCAAGAUCCCUUACUCCUUUGCCGCAAACUACGACCACCCCAUCUGCCACCUCCUGCACCGCUUCCUACCUCUAUACCUUCCAGCAAUUGCUCUGCGGAUGCAUAUCCUCACUUACUUGAUCCUGAUCGCUAUCUUCAGUCUAGAAGAGACCUUCGUGUACUCUGGGUACAAUGUCCUACCCUCAACCAUCAUGCUGCGAGGCAUGGCACGACGCGCCGAUGCGCAUAUGAUGAGUGAAGGAGAGGGAAAUUACGGAUGCAUGGGUGUUUUGGACUGGUGCCACGGGACGACAAUUGGCAAGGAUGUCGUUGAGGACCUGAAGGCGGAGAUGGAGAAGCACAACGUCGAGGAGAAGGCGGGGAAAGCUAUAGAUGGCGCGGGGGAAGCGGCGAACGGACUGGCGGGGAAGUUUGGCAGGGCUAGGAAAGGAAGGGGAAAGAAGUAA
Messenger RNA from Alternaria infectoria, 573 nucleotides. RefSeq lists its product as uncharacterized. Gene Ontology annotation, molecular function: C-4 methylsterol oxidase activity; iron ion binding. The record is from RefSeq and is a predicted model, not a curated record. Lineage: Eukaryota; Fungi; Ascomycota; Dothideomycetes; Pleosporales; Pleosporaceae. Gene Ontology annotation, biological process: ergosterol biosynthetic process. The transcript has 2 exons. Bases 1 to 573 code for a protein of 190 amino acids.